Molecule: messenger RNA, 1637 nt
Organism: Homalodisca vitripennis (glassy-winged sharpshooter)
Lineage: Eukaryota; Metazoa; Arthropoda; Insecta; Hemiptera; Cicadellidae
Exons: 3
Coding region: 45-1547 (500 amino acids)
Source: RefSeq, a predicted model, not a curated record
UUACAUUUUAGGUGCUCCAAGUGAAUAAAAUUCUAGUAAUCACGAUGGCGUGGGAUUGGAACCAACACCCGGGAGCAUACGACGUAGGUUAUGAUCCUUAUGGUUAUGGUUGGUAUCCUGAAGAACCAACAGAAACUGAAGAAGAGAAACAGCAAAGAGAAAAGGAGGAGAAAGAGCGCAUAGAGGCGAUACAAGCGAACAGGCUGUUUUUGAAGAAGGUGAAGAAACAAUGUGUACUUGAAGACUUUGUUGAUUUGCAAAGGUAUAAACUCUUCCUUUUCGAAGUAAUGAUAGAGACUCUGGAGGUGAAGGGAGCGAGUACCUUAGGGAUACUGUCGGAGAACGAGGAAUCCCGGAUUGCAGCUAAAGUUCAGUUCCUUAACUCUUCUUUCAUAGAAAUAUACGAAAAUCCGAUCGAAAGACCACUAAACCUAGAAGAGACACAGCACACUGAUUAUUUCCAAAAUCUCUCGGAAACCAAACGGAAAGAUAUUUUUGCUUCAUCUGAAGGUAAUGGGGUUGGUACUUCUCAAGAAGAUGAACGCGAUCAAGAUUUUCCAGUAUCCAGGUGGGAAAAUGCAUCUGGGAAAUCUUUCUUGUUUUCGAAGACAGCGUUGGAACUGAUACAGGAUCUAGAGCGGUACCCAGUGGUAGUACAAGUUUUGCGUUGUAACGAGGAUUCGACAACGUGCGAUCCUGUAGGAUAUGCGAGAGUACGUCUACCGGAUGAUUUCAGUAUCUCCAUCAUUCAGUCCUGCAAGGAGGGCGUCAUCCUGCCAGUAACCACCGUCCACAAGGAGACUAGUGACAUUGUGAAUGUCUUUAGUGUUAAAAAAGGCCAAUUAGAAUUAUACUGCCGUCUGUCGUGUUUUGGUCCUGUAAUUAGCACCUCUUUCCAGUCCAUCGACGACUACCGCCAAUACGUUUUCAAACCCAGUGCUAUGGAGACGACCAGCAAGUCAGAGGAAGGUGACUCUGAAGCCAAUAAACGAAGCGAGGUUUUGAAACCGAUAGUUGCAGAGGAGGAAAAAACUGUCGGAAUUACAGUUCUAAGACAACUUGACCAUACUUUCCAGCUACCUGUAUUGUGGAAAUCAUGUAUCCAAGAGAGUGAGGAUGCAGAGACAAAAAAGGAAAGGAAAUGUGGCUGCAAAACAAAAAGUGCAAAAAAUACUAAGACUGUGCCAGAAAUAUCCACGUUACAGUUACCACAAUCAAGUAAAACUGACUUGUGCCGAGAUGUACUACCUCCUACUGAUCAAACCGACCUCAGGAAGUUUGGUAAGAACCAGUGUGACUGGCACAACCUAGUUAGCUUGGAAAUAAAAAACAGCCCAGGAGGAAAUUGUGGAUGUUUAGAUGAGCGGCCACAGGAGAUUCGAAAAGAGACUACUGACGUAGAAAAAGAUCCUUCUCGUGUAUUAAAAUUGGAAAGGUCUAGUCGGGUGGUAACAGGUAUAGGUAUAAAGCUGGAGAGAGAAGACUGUGGAUGUGACUGCCCAUUAGUGAAAGACACCUUGAGACAGAAAAAAUUGUUUUUAAUAUGAUUAUGUUCCAUUACAAAACUUAAUGAAUUAAAACUAUCAAUAAACUAUGUGCCAGGUAAUAAAACUUAAAAUAAAGAAACACGCACAUAA